Molecule: messenger RNA, 4191 nt
Organism: Vitis riparia (riverbank grape)
Lineage: Eukaryota; Viridiplantae; Streptophyta; Magnoliopsida; Vitales; Vitaceae
Product: probable cellulose synthase A catalytic subunit 5 [UDP-forming]
Exons: 14
Coding region: 224-3508 (1094 amino acids)
Biological process (GO): plant-type primary cell wall biogenesis; cellulose biosynthetic process
Cellular component (GO): plasma membrane; trans-Golgi network
Molecular function (GO): cellulose synthase (UDP-forming) activity
Source: RefSeq, a predicted model, not a curated record
GAGAAAGGAGGUCCAUAAGAAAGGUGGAACCGUGGGAGAAGAAGAUGAAGAUGAUGAGAGGCAUCACACCAUGUGGGUAAUGUAGUUUCGAGGUCUGGUGGGUGUUUCUCUUCUGGGUUUUCUCUGUCUUUAGACAUCGGAAACGGGUAUAGUUGGGUUUUAGAUUUUUGGGUUUGAAGCGGACUGAUUUACUCUCCACCAGAUCUCCACCUCCUACUCAGUAAUGGAGGCCAGUGCUGGUUUAGUGGCUGGUUCUCACAACCGGAACGAGCUUGUGGUCAUCCGUCGUGAGGGAGAAGCUGCCGGUCGGAAGCCAUUGGCGAAUCUAAGUGGGCAAACAUGCCAGAUUUGUGGGGAUGAUGUUGGACUUACUGCGGGGGGAGAGUUGUUUGUGGCCUGCAAUGAGUGCGCAUUUCCGAUUUGCAGGACUUGUUAUGAGUACGAGCGCAGCGAAGGAAACCAGGUCUGCCCUCAGUGCAAGACUCGCUUCAAACGUCUCAAGGGAUGUGCUAGAGUUGAAGGCGAUGAAGAAGAAGAUGAUGUUGAUGACUUGGAGAAUGAGUUCAAUUUCGUGGGGAGAAGGAGGGAUACCCAAGAUAUGCAGUACAUUGCAGAGGGCAUGCUUCAGGGCCACAUGACUUAUGGCCGUGCUGGGGAUGCUGACAUGCUUCCUCAAGUUGUCAACACCAUGCCUUCGGUUCCUCUGCUAACCAACGGCCAAAUGGUUGAUGAUAUUCCUCCUGAGCACCAUGCUUUGGUCCCUUCUUUUCUUGGUGGCGGAGGCAAAAGAAUCCACCCUCUUCCUUUCUCCGACCCAGCCUUCCCUGUACAACCUAGGUCCAUGGAUCCUUCCAAGGACUUGGCUGCUUAUGGCUAUGGAAGUGUGGCUUGGAAGGAGAGGAUGGAAAAUUGGAAGCAGAAGCAAGAGAAGCUACAGGUGAUGAACGAAAAUGGUGGGAAAGAUUGGGACAACGAUGGGGAUGGGCCAGAUCUACCCCUGAUGGAUGAGGCAAGGCAACCAUUAUCAAGGAAGCUACCUGUUCCAUCAAGCCAAAUUAAUCCAUAUCGAAUGAUAAUUAUAAUCCGGCUUGUAGUUCUCGGGUUCUUCUUCCAUUAUCGGGUCAUGCAUCCUGUAAAUGAUGCUUAUGCACUGUGGCUUGUAUCUGUGAUCUGUGAGAUUUGGUUUGCCAUUUCGUGGAUUCUUGAUCAGUUUCCAAAAUGGCUCCCAAUUGACAGGGAAACUUAUCUAGACAGGCUGUCAUUGAGGUAUGAUAAGGAAGGUCAACCUUCUCAACUUUCUUCAGUUGAUAUAUUUGUCAGUACUGUGGAUCCUUUAAAAGAGCCGCCUUUGGUUACUGCAAACACGGUGUUGUCCAUUCUGGCUGUGGACUACCCAGUUGACAAGGUUUCCUGUUAUGUUUCUGAUGAUGGUGCUGCCAUGUUGACAUUUGAAGCCUUGUCUGAAACAUCUGAAUUUGCGAGAAAGUGGGUGCCUUUCUGCAAGAAAUUCAACAUUGAGCCACGUGCACCAGAGUUUUAUUUUGCUCAGAAGAUAGAUUAUCUUCAGGAUAAGGUUUUAACUUCAUUUGUUAAGGACCGAAGGGCUAUGAAGAGAGAGUAUGAGGAAUUUAAAGUUCGGAUUAAUGCCUUGGUUGCCAAAGCUCAAAAGGUCCCAGAAGAAGGGUGGACAAUGCAGGAUGGGACACCUUGGCCGGGAAAUAAUGUCCGAGAUCACCCCGGAAUGAUUCAGGUUUUUCUAGGUCAAAGUGGGGGGCAUGACACAGAAGGAAAUGAAUUACCACGCUUAGUCUAUGUGUCCAGAGAAAAGAGACCUGGAUUUAAUCACCACAAGAAGGCUGGUGCCAUGAAUGCUCUGGUCCGAGUCUCUGCUGUUCUUACAAAUGCACCUUAUCUAUUGAAUUUGGAUUGUGAUCACUACUUCAACAACAGCAAGGCUCUCAAGGAGGCAAUGUGUUUCAUGAUGGAUCCACUGCUGGGAAAGAAAGUGUGCUAUGUUCAGUUCCCACAGAGGUUUGAUGGGAUUGAUAGGCAUGAUCGAUAUGCUAACCGGAACAUUGUAUUCUUUGAUAUCAACAUGAAAGGCUUGGACGGAAUUCAAGGACCCAUUUAUGUGGGUACUGGGUGUGUCUUUAGAAGACAGGCAUUCUAUGGUAAUGAUGCUCCAAAAACAAAGAAGCCUCCAACAAGGACCUGUAACUGCUGGCCAAACUGGUGCUGUUGUGGAUGCUGUUUCUCUGGAAAGAAGAAAAAGAAAACCACAAAGUCCAAGUCUGAGAAGAAGCAGAAGAAGUUUAGGAGAUUGGAUUCUGGAGCACCUGUAUUUGCUUUAGAGGGCAUUGAGGAGGGCAUUGAAGGGAUUGAGAGUGAGAAGUCAACUAUGUUGUCUGAGACGAAAUUGGAGAAGAAGUUUGGGCAGUCUCCUGUGUUUGUUGCAUCAACUCUUCUUGAGGAUGGUGGAACACUGAAAAUUGCGAGUCCUGCAUCUCUAUUAAAGGAAGCUAUCCAUGUGAUUAGCUGUGGUUAUGAAGAUAAAACGGACUGGGGAAAAGAGGUGGGUUGGAUCUAUGGAUCUGUUACAGAAGAUAUCUUGACAGGUUUUAAAAUGCAUUGCCAUGGAUGGCGAUCCAUAUACUGCAUCCCUGACAGGCCAGCUUUUAAAGGGUCCGCACCCAUCAAUCUUUCUGAUCGUCUGCACCAGGUGCUUCGAUGGGCCCUUGGUUCCGUUGAAAUUUUCUUGAGCAGGCACUGUCCCCUCUGGUAUGGGUAUGGUGGCGGUCUGAAAUGGUUAGAACGUCUUUCUUACAUCAACGCAACUGUAUAUCCAUGGACAUCAAUUCCAUUGGUCGCUUAUUGUACCUUACCUGCUGUUUGCUUGCUCACAGGCAAAUUCAUCACUCCAGAGCUAAGCAAUGUUGCGAGUUUGUGGUUUUUAUCCCUUUUUAUCUGUAUUUUUGCGACUAGCAUCCUGGAAAUGAGAUGGAGUGGUGUUGGAAUUGAUGAUUGGUGGAGAAAUGAGCAGUUUUGGGUCAUUGGAGGUGUUUCAGCCCAUCUUUUUGCUGUCUUCCAGGGGCUUCUUAAGGUGUUAGCUGGUAUUGACACAGAUUUCACUGUGACUUCAAAAGCUGGGGAUGAUGAGGAUUUCUCUGAGUUGUAUGCAUUCAAGUGGACAACAUUGCUAAUUCCACCUACCACACUUCUGAUAAUUAACCUGAUUGGGGUGGUUGCUGGUGUUUCAAAUGCAAUUAAUAAUGGGUAUGAGUCCUGGGGACCUCUGUUUGGUAAGCUCUUCUUUGCCUUCUGGGUGAUUGUCCAUCUCUAUCCUUUCCUCAAGGGUCUACUAGGACGGCAGAACAGGACACCCACCAUCAUCAUUGUCUGGUCCAUUCUUCUUGCUUCAAUCUUCUCCCUUUUGUGGGUCAGGGUUGAUCCUUUCUUAGCCAAGUCAGAUGGCCCUGUGCUGGAGGAAUGCGGGUUAGACUGUCAUUAGAACUGUGUUUAUUCAGACUUUGGAUGCUCAUGGUUCAGAAUGCUGCGAUGCUUUUGGGGGUUUUAUUAUCAGAUAUGUUUCAGUCACCACACCUCAGAUGACCACGGAUGGAUUUUCACAAGAGGAAGCUUUUAGAAUCUGCAUAUAAAAGAUGUGUGGCAUUGUGUUGGCUUUUUUCCUUUUUAUCCACUUCAAGUUUGUCUUGCAAAUCACCUCUUCAAAGAGGAGGGCAUCUGGGACUUGCUACACUGUAAGUUAUUGUUUGUGGCAGUCGUCCUCCUAAAUUCUUUAUUAUUUGGACAAAACUGGAGAGUAAUGAUCCUCAAGCUCAUUAGUCAUUGCCCCUUACCAAUGGGAUUAGUCCUACCCUCUUUCAAACGUUCAUGUUGAUACUGAUGCACAGAUGACCGGCAACAUGUGAUCUAUUUUAGGUAAGUAGUUAAAUGCUGUCAUAUACGAGGGAUAGGAGAAGAAACAAUCUGGAUGGUAUUACAGUUGGAUGGUGUAAGAGGUCAAUGUCCCUUUAGUUUUUGUGUUGGUAAUAAGUUUCCCACUGUGUUAAAAACUACUAUAUUGUAUGUCAAAAGGUGGUGGCAUCUGUGUUGUUUUAAGUUGAGCCUCUGGAAGUGAAUAAAACUGUAAAGGCCCACAAAAUUCAAUUGGUCUUUUUCUCUUACAAGGCA